Poecilia latipinna (sailfin molly) is the source of this 4586-nucleotide messenger RNA. Its product is annotated as nebulin-like. Bases 358 to 3960 code for a protein of 1200 amino acids. Gene Ontology annotation, biological process: cardiac muscle thin filament assembly. The transcript has 33 exons. Gene Ontology annotation, cellular component: Z disc. The record is from RefSeq and is a predicted model, not a curated record. Gene Ontology annotation, molecular function: actin filament binding. NCBI's taxonomy places the organism in Eukaryota, Metazoa, Chordata, Actinopteri, Cyprinodontiformes, Poeciliidae.
UCCUCUGUAUCGUUGUCUGUCUUCCUAUUUGUCCCUCGCAGGUUCCUGUAAUCCAUGCCACUCAAACAGCAGCUGCUGUGUUGAGUGAGCAUGAUCUAUCUGCAUCUGUUCCGUGAGAGAGACAGCUGGACUUCACAGAUUAUCUAAAUCAUUUACAUUUCGAACCCGGCUCUAGCGAAGGUGGUCACUUCUGUCUCUCUCUCUGGGGACAGAUGCCGACACUCGAGUGUCUUCCUCGGAUCUCCGGAGCGUUCCUCCAGUCCCUCUCAGUGUUAUUUCUGUCUCCUAGUUUGUUCUAAACUGUGGCAUGCUUUGUGUGUAUGUUCGUUAUUGUGUGUGUGUGUGUGUGGACAGAAAAUGUAUAAAUCCCGAGCAAAGGAUCUGCUAAAGAGUGGCUGCAAUGAGUUUCUCCGCCCUGACAUCCUCACAGCGCUUUGCCAGUCCGUUAUGGGCAGCAAGUGGAAGUACAGGGAGCAGUAUGAACGCGCCAAAGAUAAGUUCACGUCUGUUCUGGAGACUCCUGAGUACGAGACUCACAAACGCAGCAAGAAGAUCACUGAUGUCAUCUACAAGAUGGAGUACAACAAGACCAAAGCCAAGGGAUACACUUUGCCUUAUGACACUCCACACCAGCAGCACAUGAAGAAGGUCAAAGAGAUCACCAGCAACCUGAAAUACAAAGAGAUGUAUGAGAAGAGCAAAGCUCAGAUCAACAUGGACCCAGAGGCUCACGAGAUCCGUGCUGCCAAGGAGGCCUACAAGAACAUCAGCAACCUUGACUACAAGAAGAAGUAUGAGGCAACUAAGAACAAGUGGAUCUGGACAGCAGACAGACCAGAUUUUAUCAACGCUGCCAAAAACUCUCUGCAGCAGAGUGAUGUUGAGUACAAGUACGACAAAGAGAUGAUGAAGGGCUGUGUGAUACCUGUCACGGACGACAAGUACACUCUCCUGUACAAGAAAAAUGCAGAGAUGGCCAGUGACGUGAAGUACAAAGAGAAGUACGAGAAGGCAAAGGGCCACUACGUACCUGUUCUGGAUACUCCUCAGAUUCUCCACGCCAAAGCCGUGCGCACGCUAGUAUCAGAGAGCAAAUACAAGCAGGAAAGCAAGAAGAUCAUGCAGUCCGGCUCAUUCACCAAGCUGGCUGAGACUCGCGACACCGCCCACAGCAGGGAGGUCAAGAAGCUGAUCAGCGAGAAACAAUACAAACAGAAGUUUGAGAAGGAGAGAGGCAAGUCGGUGUACAACCAAAUGAUCGUGCCACCCGAUGUUCAGCAUGCCAUGGACGUGGCAAAGAGUCAGAGCAACGUCGCCUACAAAAAGGAUGCCAAGGCUAACCUGCACUACACUACUGUAGUGGACCGUCCUGACAUCAGGAAGGCCACCCAGGCUGCUAAGCUCGUUAGUGAUAUCGGUUACCGUGAAAAGGCUCGCGAAGAGGCCAGUCGUGGAGGCUCCCUGAUCCACCGGCCAGACAUCGCUUUGGCGACCCACGUGUCCCAGCUGACCAGUCAGGUGGAGGGCAAGGCCUCCCUCCAUGGAGCAGCUUCCUAUGAUACCCCACUGAUGCGGCACAUUAAGAAAAUGAGUGCGGUGACUAGUGAUGUGAAGUACAAGGAGAAGUUUGACAAGGAGAUGAAAGGAAAGAAACCUCAAUUUGACCUGAAGGAGAGCAAGAUUUACAAAACCCUGAAGGACGCCAAUGACCUGGCUAGUGAGGUGAAGUACAAAGGCGACCUGAAGAAGAUCCACAAACCUGUGACUGACAUGGCCGAAUCUCUGUCCAUGCAGCACAGUCUGAGCACCAGCAAGCUCUCAAGUGACUACCGCUACAAGAGGAAAUUUGAGGAGAGUAAGGGUCACUACCACAUGAUUCCUGACACACCAGAGCAACUUCAUCUCAAGGAGGCCUCUGAGCUGCAGAGCAACGUUAAAUACAAGGAGAAGUACGAGAAGGAGAAGGGCAAACCCAUGCUGGACUUUGAGACUCCGACUUAUGUGACCGCGAAGGAGGCCCAGCACAUGCAGAGCCAGAAAGACUAUAAGAAGGACUAUGAGGAGUUCAUGAAGGGGAAGAACCUCUCAGGCUUGGAGGUCACCCCUGCCAUGAUUCAUGUCAGACACGCCACCAAAAUAGCCAGCGAGAAAGAGUACAGGAAGGAUCUAGAGGAGGGAGUGAAGGGUAAAGGGCUAACUGUACUGGAGGAAACUCCGGAGCUUUUGAGGGCAAAGAAUGCCACUCAGAUCCUGUGUGAGAGGGAGUACAAGAAAGCACUGGAGCAGGAGAUCAAGGGCAAAGGAAUGUUGGCUUUGGCUACCGACACGCCGGACUUUAUGCGAGCCAGGAACGCCACCGAAAUCCUCAGCCAGACCAAGUACAAGCAGAUCGCCGAGAUGGACCGAGCCAGCUACACCACCGUCAUCGACACGCCGGACAUCAUCCACGCUCAGCAGAUGAGGAACAUCGUCAGCCAGAAAAAAUACAAAGAGGAAGCCGAGAAGACGAUGUCUCACUACGUGCCAGUCCUGGACACUCCAGAGAUGCAGAGAGUCCGUGAGAACCAGAGGAACUUCAGCACCCUUCAAUACCAGGUUGACCUAAAAAACACAAAGGGCAAAGUGUCUACUGUUAAGGACACUCCAGACAUGCUCCGUGUUAAAGAAAAUACAAAGAAUUUCAGCUUGAUUCAUUACAAAGAAGACGUGGGCGGAGGGACGGCUCUGCCUGAAACCCCUGAGAUGGAGCGAGUAAAACGUAACCAGCGCAACAUUAGCACGAUACAGUACAAGGAGUCUGUGGGUCAGGGCAUGACCAUACCAGACCUGCCCGAGGUGAAGCGGGUCCGAGAAACCCAGAAGAAUAUCAGUCUGCAUCGUUACAAAGAAGGAGUGGGACAGGGCACGUCCGUGCCGGAGACGCCGGAGAUGGAGCGAGUCAAACGCAAUCAGCAGAACAUUAGCACGAUAAAAUACAAGGACUCUCUGGGCCAAGGCACGGCCAUACCGGACCUGCCCGAGGUGAAGCGGGUCAGAGAAACCCAGAGGCACAUCAGCUCGGUGUUGUAUAAGGACAGUUCUGCCAAGGGAACGCCUGUGGUCUUUACUCCUGAGAUGGAGCGAGUCAAACGGAACCAGGAAAACAUUAGCUCGGUGCUGUACUCGGACAGCUUCCGCCGGCAGGUGCAGGGCAAGGCCGCCUUCGUUCUGGACACGCCCGAGAUGAGGCGCGUCAGGGAGACGCAGCGCAUCAUCUCCGGAGUAAAAUACCACGAGGACUUUGAGAAGAGCAAAGGCAGCUUCACCCCCACGACCUCCGACCCCGUGACGGAGCGCGUCAAGAAGAACAUGCAGGACUUCAGCGACAUCAAUUACCGUGGCAUCCAGCGGCGCGUGGUGGAGAUGGAGAGGAGACGCGCCAUGGAGCACGACCAGGAGACCAUCACCGAUCUGCGCGUGUGGCGCACCAAUCCCGGCUCCGUGUUCGACUACGACCCAGCAGAGGACAACAUCCAGUCCAGGAGUCUGCACAUGAUGUCAGUGCAAGCGCAGCGCCGCAGCAAGGAGCACUCCCGCUCCACCAGCGCCCUGAGCGGGAUGGCCGACGAGAAGUCCGAGGUGUCGCAGGACGUCGACCACCACCUGUCUCUCUACAGCAACGGCUUCAUGGCCAGCUCCACGGGCUACCAGCAGACCAGGACCGUGGAGGUGCAGCAGAGGUCAUCGUCCGUGGCCACCCAGCAGACCACCGUCUCCUCCGUCCCCUCACACCCGUCCACCACUGGGAAAACCGUGCGCGCCAUGUACGACUACAUGGCGGCAGACAGCGACGAGGUGUCGUUCAAAGACGGCGACGUCAUCGUCAACGUGCAGUCCAUCGACGAGGGCUGGAUGUACGGCACCGUGCAGCGCACCGGCAAGACCGGCAUGCUGCCCGCCAACUACGUGGAAGCCAUCUAAGAGACGAAGCCCGCCCAUCGUCCCUCCAGAGUGGGCGAGACCCAUCCACAGGGCAAGCUGGCCGGUCCUCCCGCCGUCCCCAACCCAAUCUGUAGCUUUUCACCGUUUUGUUGCUCUUUGACAGUAUUUGAAUUGUGCCGUGCUUCUCGUUUAGUCCGUUGCCGUGCCUCCUGUGGAUGUGACAUAAGCUUCAUGACGUGACGUUUUAACACUGGUUCAACACAACACGCCUGCUAUAGAUGACGGACUGUUUCAGAUCGUUCCAAGACCCCCGCUGCGGGGAAACACGACAACCUGACCCUCCCACUGUUUUGUACAUUUCAACGAUUUGAUGCCGUAAUUUAAUGUAUCGUUUUUGUCCCGAGCCGCCGUUUCCUUCUGAGAACCCUGACUAGACCCAGUAAUGACUAAGAUCUGAAUGAGUUUAGUGAAUAAGAGUUAGUUGUGCCACUUAUCCUCCAUGAUCAAACCUCUCCAAAAGAGUUGUAUGAGUUAAGCCUCCUUUUGAACCGAAGGCUGGCUGAUAGCAUUUUAUGUGUGUUUUGUUUCUUCCGAUUAUUUGGGUCCUGACUGAAGGCCGUCCUCUACGUUUAAUCAGUAGUUAAUAAAGCACACAACCUCCUGCA